CCGGAACGGACCUUCCUUAGCCACGUCACCCAGCCCUCCAACUUUGGAAGUGAAGUGUAAACUCAGUUGCAGGGAAAUGUGCAGGCAGACUUCGUCCAAACGAUCUACGUGCAAAAGAACGUCUGAAUGAGUAUUGGAUAGAGUCGUGAAGCGGAGACAGUGAAAUCGUGCAGUAGGCUACAGGCCAACAACUUGGAAAAAAGAGACAGCUUUCGUUUGAUCGAUUUGUUUACUUGUCAGAGGCCUUGUUUUACCUGGAUCCUUCACUUCAACACUUGUAUAUUAGGCUACAGACGUGGCGUGUUAUUCUUGUGUUUAAAAUCGUCGGCCAAAAGACUUUCCGUCAAAAUGAACAUUUUCCGUCUCGCCGGUGACGUGUGUCAUCUUGUUGCAAUUAUCAUAUUGUUUAUCAAGAUAUGGAGAACAAAGUCGUGUGCAGGAAUUUCUGGGAAGUCUCAGUUGCUGUUUGCUUUGGUCUUCACCACAAGAUACCUGGAUCUCUUCACCAGCUUCAUCUCCAUUUACAACACUGUUAUGAAGGUGGUCUUCCUCUCUCUAGCCUACGCCACAGUGUAUAUGAUCUACAUGCGCCUCCGCAGCACCUACGAUUCCGAGAGUGACUCCUUCCGGGUGGAAUUCCUCCUGGUUCCUGUGGCUGGACUGUCCUUCCUGGAGAACUACGCCUUCACCCCCCUGGAGAUCCUCUGGACCUUCUCAAUCUACUUGGAGUCGGUGGCCAUCUUGCCUCAGUUGUUCAUGAUCACCAAGACAGGUGAGGCGGAGUCCAUAACCACUCACUACCUGUUCUUCUUGGGCUUGUACCGAGCCCUUUACCUGGCCAACUGGGUCUGGCGCUACCACACUGAGGGAUUCUUCGACCAAAUUGCUGUGGUGUCCGGAGUGGUGCAGACAAUCUUCUACUGUGACUUUUUCUAUCUCUAUGUCACCAGGGUUCUUAGAGGUAGUGGAAAGAUGUCUCUGCCCAUGCCAGUGUGAAGUGUGCAAAACUAGAAUUUCACCGUUGCGGGUACACCUGCCCUUACUCAUUCACUCACUUGGCAUCAUCACUUGGGAGGACCAUGGCAUUGAUCUGAAAAUUUGAUGAUUGGAUCCGAUUCAACUCUUAUUUGAUUGCAGUAACGUAAAGACUUUAUGUAAAAACAUAUGGAUAUUUCUUAUCCAAUCCUUAUUGAUAUAUACUUUUGUUUAUAUUUAAAAUGAAUAAAACAGAGCCAGGGCUAAAAGGUAUUGAUCAGCAGACGUGAAGAAAUGAAUUGUGUCAUAUCUGCCAUUUUGUAUGCUUUUAAGAAGGGCUGUAAUUACCAGCGCCAUUUUGCUAUUAUUUUGUCUAGGUGUCUAGGGAUUCCAGGUGUAUUUUAAUGUUUGAGUCAAGUUUGAGAGACUCUGCACAUAAGCACUCUCAUUAUGAAACCGCAUGUUUUUUUUUAAUUAUUUAUUUGUUCUUAUUUCAUUUCACACCUGGUUUAAUUGAUGUAGGAGAGUGAUGAUGGGUGCUUUUUUUGUUUUAAGCUUGCUUAUAUGACUUACUAGACUUUACAAGUCUAGCCUGCAUUUGGAUAGGUCUCAUGUUUGAGUGAUAGCUUUGCAAGGAAUGAACACACUGCAUACCAAAUCUACUUAACCGCUGGUUAUUGGUCCCCCGUAACAGUCUGACUAUGCGUCGCAACAAAAUGGUACUGUAAGCAAAAUUACAAAUAUAUGAAAAUACUAUUCACCACUAUUCACCUCCGGGGAGUAGAAAAUUAACGUUGUUCUUGGAAAAACACCAUCUGCUCUCUGACUGUUUGUUUUUUCCCCUGAACAAGAACGCUAAAUGUAGAGCUGUACUUACAUGGGAGAUUUGUAUAUAAAUUAUUACAUAAUUUGCAUUCCUUUAUCAUGAAAGUCCUGAUGUGUCUUCCACUUUUUCGUCUUUUAAAAUGUUUAUGUAAAAUGUUUUUUCACAAUGUUUUGUCUUUUUAAAUCAUUACGUCCAUGUCUUUGAUGUAUGUUUGAGUUUGUAGAAUAUCUCUCAGUAUUCACUUCACCUGAAAGAGGUGUGUCCAUGGAUCACAAGGACAAAACCAGGGAUGAUAUUAUGGCUCAUUCAAACCACAAAGCACAGGAUCCAAGAUGCUCUGUGCUUUUACAACCAGAAUAUAAUUCUUGUCUUAUGCCUUGUGUUUCUCUUGAUAUUUUCAUCACACAACAGUUUGGGAAAUCUCCGCAUCCAGAAACAUAUGUACUGUUUAUGAUGGUGAUCCAUCUUCGUUUCUCAAUUUUACUAAGCCAAAGAUCAUUUUUAAGGGCUAAAAUGUUGUCUCAAACCAAUCUUGGACCAAAUGAUGUGGAACAACCCACUACUGAUUCUGAAUUUGGAAUGGCAAAAAUGUACAGUUCAAACAGUUUAUUCUCCUUUAACAACUAUUUCUCCCUGUUAGAUUUUCUUAAGAUUUUAUAUCUAGCUUUUGUAAGUUGUCAAUAAAGGAUGUCUCAUGAAACUCA
Alosa sapidissima (American shad) is the source of this 2505-nucleotide messenger RNA. RefSeq names its product KDEL endoplasmic reticulum protein retention receptor 3 (gene kdelr3). The transcript is spliced from 5 exons. Bases 349 to 996 code for a protein of 215 amino acids. Gene Ontology annotation, molecular function: ER lumen protein retrieval receptor activity. NCBI's taxonomy places the organism in Eukaryota, Metazoa, Chordata, Actinopteri, Clupeiformes, Clupeidae. Gene Ontology annotation, biological process: protein retention in ER lumen; endoplasmic reticulum to Golgi vesicle-mediated transport. Gene Ontology annotation, cellular component: cis-Golgi network; membrane; endoplasmic reticulum. The record is from RefSeq and is a predicted model, not a curated record.